UGAGGAUUAGCGCUUAUAGCUCAUGAAAGUCAAAAAUCAGUAUCUCAAAAUAUUAGAAUAUUUACAUUUGAGUUUCAAUUAAUGGCCAUCCCUACAGUAUACAUUCCGGGUAUCUCUUGUUCUUUGAAACCACAAUAAUGGGGAAGACUGCUGACUUGGCAAUGACCCAGAAGACGAACAUUGACACCCUCCAUAAAGAGGGUAAGUCACAGAGGGUCAUUACUGAAAGGUGUGGCUGUUUACAGAGUGCUGUAUCAAAGCAUAUUAAAUGCAAAGUUGACUGGAAGGAAGAAUUUGGGUAGGAAAAGGUGCACAAGCAAUAUGGAUGACCGCAAGCUUGAGAAUACUGUCAAGCAAAGCUGAUUCAAACACUUGGGAGAGCUUCACAAGGAGUGGACUGAAGGGGGGAGAACUUGCAGCAGCAGUCAAGCUGAGGUGCCAACCAGGGGUGCGUUUCCCAAAAACAACUAUGGUCGCAAGUUCCGUCGUUACCAAUAGAGUUCAAUGGAACUAACGACCAUAGUUAGCUAACGAUGCUUUUGGGAAACGCACCCCAGCACAUCUGAAGAGAGAUGGAAUGGUGUUGAUGUUCCAGUCGUGACACCACCACAGCCCACCUUCAGACCCACCAAUUCACCAGGACCUAAGCUUAUACGUACAGCCACCUACACAGUUUUACAGCCUCCUUGUUACAGACAAUAAUUCAAAACACCAAUGACUAUGGAUCAACUCACCACUCAAAGCCCUCCAACCCGUGGAUUGACGUGACAUUACAAGACGUUUUCAUUCAUAGCCAUGGUGAUUUAUAUGGGUCUAGUAGAACUCCCUGCAAUAACCGAUUACUGGCAAGGAGGUAAUCUGUACAAUUUGCCAUUCCCUAAGAAGCUUAUCACCGGGAAGAAGUUUCUUAGGAUCUGCCACUCCCUUCACCUCAGUAGCUUCGUGGACGAUGCUGCUAACGAGCAGAGAAGAGGUACAGCUGGAUUUGAUAGUUUCUGCAAAAUAAAACCACUGUACAUUGAGAUGAGGGAUGCUUGCAAAACAAACUAUCACCCUGGCCAGGAAAUUUCAAAAGAUGAGCGGAUGGUUGCCUCAAAAGCAUGUAUCGGGCUAAAACAGUACAUGAAAAAUAAGCCUGUUCGCUGGGGAUAUAAACUUUUUGUUCUGGCAGACUCAAGCAAUGGGUACACAUGGGACUUUUUUGUAUAUGAAGGAAAGCUGCGGGGAAACAGUGGCAAGGGACUCUGUUAUGAGUCAGUGAUGGAACUGAUUGACACACGGUUGCUUGGCACAGGCUACAAGUUGUUUGUAGACAAUUUCUACACAAGUCCCUCCUUUUUCUGCGAUCUCUUUCAGAAGAGGAUCUGGGCGUGUGGAACCAUACGCACAAACAGAAUUGGUUUUCCAAAAACCAAAAUAAAUAGUCUGGACUCUAAAUCUCCCCGUGGCAGCAUCCGAUGGAUUAGGAAGAACUCCCUCCUCUUUGUCCAGUGGCGAGACACAAGGGAUGUGUUCAUGUGUUCAAUACUCCACACAGCACAUGCAUGGGAUACUGUUCAGAGGAGAGUCAGAGAUGCAGAUGGACACUGGGUGUUGAAGGACAUCUCUAUUCCACCAGCAGUGAAGGAGUACAACCGGUGCAUAUCAGCUACUAUAAAGUCAUCCACCAGACCCAUAAUUGGUACAAGACAUUUUUUAUCACUUUGUGGACAUUGCCAUGGUGAAUGCCUUCCUGCUGUACAAGGAUAUCACAUAAGGUAAAGGAGAGGUACCCAUGCACCAGAAGGCAUUCAGGGAGACACUUGUUGAUGAGCUGGCAGCGGGAGCUGACAGACCUGCUCCAUUGCCCACUCCACACAGAGCACAUCACAAGCCUGUGCAUAUCAGUGGAGACAGCACCACAGGUCGUCUGAGGUGCAGACACGGUCAUGGAAAGACACCAGUGAAGUGCUCUUCCUGUGAUGUGCCGUUGUGCUUUUUGCCAAGUUGGGAUUGUUAUAAUGAGUGGCAUGUUGCCAAUAACCGCUAAAAAAAAUAAAUAGUAAAUUUGUAAAUGGUUAUAAAGUGUGAGAUAUAUAAUGUGUUUUAAUUUAGAAAAAAAAUGAAUACUAUAGCACUUGUUUUGUCUCAUUUUCACAAAGUUUAGUUUCAAGAAUUGAAAAAACACUGUAAUGUGUUUAUGCUUCAGUUACUAUGUGUCAGCAAUUAUUGACUGUGAAUCUGAAAUUGAACAGCUUUAAGUGUAACCUUUCA
This is a messenger RNA of Onychostoma macrolepis, 2253 nucleotides long. Its product is annotated as piggyBac transposable element-derived protein 4-like. The transcript is spliced from 2 exons. The record is from RefSeq and is a predicted model, not a curated record. The coding region runs from base 796 to 1761 and encodes 321 amino acids. NCBI's taxonomy places the organism in Eukaryota, Metazoa, Chordata, Actinopteri, Cypriniformes, Cyprinidae.